AUGUUCUACACACAUGUGCUUAUGAGUAAGCGAGGGCCGUUGGCCAAAAUCUGGCUUGCAGCUCACUGGGAGAAGAAACUCACAAAGGCUCAUGUAUUUGAAUGUAAUCUAGAGAUAACCAUUGAAAAAAUUCUUUCGCCUAAGGUGAAAAUUGCACUUCGAACUUCAGGACACCUUCUUUUGGGAGUUGUUCGAAUCUAUAAUAGGAAGGCAAAAUAUCUUUUGGCAGACUGCAGUGAAGCAUUGCUUAAAAUGAAGAUGACAUUUCGCCCAGGACUAGUUGAUCUUCCAAGAGAGAAUUUUGAAGCAGCUUACAGUGCUAUCACACUGCCAGAAGAAUUUCAUGAUUUUGACAUCCUGAAUGUGAAUUGUAUUGAUAUUUCAGAACAAUUAACUCUGAACCGAAGCAAACCAGAAGAAAUCACACUUAGAGAUGAUUAUGGCAAUGAUCUACUUUUCCAAGCUGGGAGCUUUGGGGAGGAAUCUGAAAUUCUUAGAAGACAUAGCUUCUAUGAUGACAACAUAUUGCUGAAUUCCAGUUGUCUUUUACUCGAACAUAGUUCUGAAAGCCUCGAUGGAGAAAAAUCUCUCCACUAUAACAGUGGAGAUGGAUUUGGAGAUGAAGGCACUGCAGGAGAAAUGAUUGACAAGCUAUUGCAAGAUGAUGAGACUAUCCUGUUAGAAAACAUGCAUUUGAACAAAGAAAUUUCUCUACCUCCUGAGCCUCCUGAUACUAUAGUGGUAGAACCAAAUAAUCCAGAACAUAUAUGUCUACCUGAAAAUGAAAAAAUGGAUGCAACCACAUUAUCAAAAGAAGAGGAAAUAUUUAUCCUUGAUCCAAUUGAUGCUUCAGAUGUCACUUGGAAAAGGAAAGGCAAAAAGAGGAAAUUGCUCAUAGAUCCAGUCAAGGAGAUCAGUAGCAAAAUUAUGCAUAAACAGCUUACCUCCUUUACUGACACACUCACAGUUUUGGAGCUUGCACCUCCUACCCAGAGACUGAUGAUGUGGAAGAAGAGGGGAGGAGUCGGUACACUUUUGUCAACUGCUAACCAGGAUUUGAUUCAUACUGAACUGAAAAUGUUGUUUACAAAACGCUUUCUGUCCUCUGACUUUAAACUUGGAAGAAAAUUGAUACAGGAGUCAGUAAGGGAAGAAAUCGGAAGCAGAAACAUAGUAGAGGCCUCCAUCAUGGAAGAGCCAAAUUCCCAGCAAGAGUUAAUUCAACCCAAAACUUGGAAGGAUGUGAUUGACGGAUCUAACUGUAGCCCUCAUGAGGAUACCAAUAAAAAUAUUAACAAUGAGCAGGAUAUUGUUGAAAUGAUUUCUUCAGCUGCUGAGGAAUCCUCUUCAGUGAAUGCCAUCUUGACACAAGAAAUUGAAAAUUGUCCAGUGGAAUUGGAGUUAUUGGGAAAUGAACAAAGUCCUGAGACAGAGAGAUGGAAUCGAAGAAUACUUCGGAUGUUAAAUAGUUUGCGGGAAUACAACAAGAUGGGAAGGCAGUUCUUUAGUCUGACGACUCUCUGCAGGAAUAGUGACCGAAAAGAAGUUGCUGCCAAAUUUUAUACCUUUCUUGUGCUAAAAAAACAGCAGGCUAUUGAGCUGAGCCAGACUGCUCCCUACACAGAUAUUAUAGCUACAGUGGGACCAAUGUUCCAUAAAAUGUGA
Rhinolophus ferrumequinum (greater horseshoe bat) is the source of this 1665-nucleotide messenger RNA. RefSeq names its product RAD21 cohesin complex component like 1 (gene RAD21L1). The record is from RefSeq and is a predicted model, not a curated record. The transcript has 13 exons. Lineage: Eukaryota; Metazoa; Chordata; Mammalia; Chiroptera; Rhinolophidae. The coding region runs from base 1 to 1665 and encodes 554 amino acids. Gene Ontology annotation, molecular function: chromatin binding; protein binding. Gene Ontology annotation, cellular component: cohesin complex; synaptonemal complex. Gene Ontology annotation, biological process: replication-born double-strand break repair via sister chromatid exchange; synaptonemal complex assembly; mitotic sister chromatid cohesion.